Messenger RNA from Closterium sp. NIES-65, 981 nucleotides. Lineage: Eukaryota; Viridiplantae; Streptophyta; Zygnematophyceae; Desmidiales; Closteriaceae. The record is from the annotation of a GenBank genome assembly.
AUGAAACGAAGGAUUCUAGAUGCUGCGCCUCCUUCCCCUCGUCAUAGGAUGACGAAACGCUCUCGUAACGCGUUCACCGCCAAGGAGAAAUUGCACUGGCUGGCCAUGUUGGAGUCACAGCCUGACCUCAGCAUCCGUGGCUUGGCGAAGCUCGCCAAGGUGCAGCCCAAGCAAAUCCGCGAGUGGAGGCGACUCAAGGAGCGUCUCGAGGAGGAUGUGCUGGACAAGGGGGAGGACGGGGUGAACCCCAACCCGUUCUACGAAGACCCCUCGCACGCCCCUGAGCCCGCCGCUACCAAGGACGAUGAGGCAGAGGACGAGGAGGAAGGGCUUGCAGGGGAGGAGGAUGUGGUGGAUGCUGCUGCCGAGGAAGGGGAUGUGAUGGCUCCGGAGGAGGAGGGGGAUGAGGCAGAUGCAGAGAUGGGAGGUGCGGACGAGUGGAGUGAGGAUGGAGACGACUGGUGGGCAGCAGGCCGCUAUGAGGGAGAGGAAGUGGAGGAGUGGGUUGCAGGCGAGGAUGAGAGACUAUUUUUAUGCGCUGACUCCUUUGCGCGCUGGCGCUGGCGCAUGGCGCCGUGGGCGCUGGCGCUGGCGUGGCGCAUUUUGGCGCCGUGGGCGCUGGCGCUGGCGCCUUUGCGCGCUGGUGCUUGCGCGUUUGGGCGCUGGCGCUGGCGCCUUUGCGCGCUGGCGCUGGUGCAUGGCGCCGUGGGCGCUGGUGCUGGCGCUGGCGCCUUUGCGCGCUGGUGCUUGCGCGUUUGGGUGCUGGCGCUGGCGCCUUUGCGCGCUGGCGCUGGCGCCUUUGCGCGCUGGCGCUGGCGCCUUUGCGCGCUGGCGCUGGCGCCUUUGCGCGCUGGCGUUGGCGCCUUUGCACGCUGGCGCUGGCGCAUGGCGCCGUGGGCACUGGCGCUUUUGCGCGCUGGCGUCGUGGGCGCUGUCGUCGUCUGCACUGGCAGCGUAGGCGAUGACGCUGUGGGCGCUUAG